Molecule: messenger RNA, 6001 nt
Organism: Chroicocephalus ridibundus (black-headed gull)
Lineage: Eukaryota; Metazoa; Chordata; Aves; Charadriiformes; Laridae
Gene: BRPF3
Product: bromodomain and PHD finger containing 3
Exons: 13
Coding region: 141-3659 (1172 amino acids)
Biological process (GO): regulation of transcription by RNA polymerase II
Cellular component (GO): MOZ/MORF histone acetyltransferase complex
Molecular function (GO): protein binding
Source: RefSeq, a predicted model, not a curated record
AGAGGAUUUAAAAAAAAAAAAAAAAAAAGGAAAAAAAUCUAAAAAAAAAAAAAAAUCCCCCAAAAAAGGAGGCGGCGGCAACGGUGGAGACCGCCGCGGCGGCGGCGCGCUGAGGCGGCCAGGGUCUCUGGACCGCAGCGAUGAGGAAGCCUCGGAGGAGGUCCCGGCAGAACUUGGAGGGGAGACGUUCUCCCUCGCCCUACAGCCUCAAGUGCUCACCGACUCGCGAGACCCUGACAUAUGCUCAGGCCCAGCGGAUCGUGGAAGUAGACAUCGAUGGGCGCCUUCAUCGCAUCAGCAUCUAUGAUCCCUUAAAAAUCAUCACAGAAGAUGAGCUGAUGGCCCAGGAUAUCACAGAGUGCAACAGCAACAAGGAAAACAGCGAGCAGCCCCUUUUCCCUUCCAAAUCUAAGAAAACACCUUCCAAAGGCAAGAAGAAAGAGCCCUGCUCCAAACACGCGCCAGGGACGUCUUUACACUUGCCCCAGCCCAACUUCCGUGUGGUGGACUUCUUCAGCCAGCCAGAUGCCCCUCCUCUCCCUGCCGCCUACUACCGGUACAUUGAAAAGCCUCCUGAGGACCUGGAUGUAGAGGUGGAGUAUGACAUGGAUGAGGAGGACCUGGCGUGGCUGGAAAUGGUCAACGAGAAGAGAAGGGACGAUGGUUACGGGACAGUUUCUGCUGACACUUUUGAGCUGCUGGUGGACCGGUUGGAAAAGGAGUCGUACCUUGAGAGCCGGAAUAAUGGGGCUCAGCAGUCCCUCAUUGAUGAGGAUGCCUUCUGCUGCGUCUGCAUGGACGAUGAGUGUCACAACAGCAACGUCAUCCUGUUCUGUGAUAUCUGCAAUCUGGCCGUGCACCAGGAGUGUUACGGCGUGCCCUAUAUCCCCGAGGGGCAGUGGCUUUGCCGCUGCUGCUUACAGUCCCCUUCUCGCCCUGUGGAUUGUGUCCUUUGCCCAAACAAAGGUGGAGCCUUCAAGCAGACCAGCGAUGGCCGCUGGGCUCACGUGGUUUGUGCCAUCUGGAUCCCAGAGGUCUGCUUUGCAAACACUGUGUUCCUGGAGCCCAUUGAAGGGAUAAAUGACAUCCCCCCGGCUCGGUGGAAGCUCACAUGCUAUAUCUGCAAGCAGAAGGGCAUGGGAGCUGCUAUCCAAUGCCACAAGGUGAACUGUUACACUGCCUUCCACGUCACCUGUGCCCAGCGGGCUGGUCUCUUCAUGAAGAUAGAACCCAUGCGGGAGACCAGCAUCAACGGCACAACGUUCACCGUGCGCAAGACUGCCUAUUGUGAGAGUCAUUCCCCACCUGGGAUGGUGAAAAAAGGGGCUCCAGCUGCUAGUGGUGAGGGGCGGGAGGACACUGUGAAGGAGGAGGGAGAGGAGGAAGCCAAUUCUGGCCCUCCCAAAGGGUCUCUGAAAAAGAACCAAGUGAAAUUGAAGCAGAAGAUCAAAAAAGAGCCUGGUGACGUGACCAACGGGCGUUCGUCUGUGCCCAUGGUGACAGUCGCACAAAUUCCCUCUUACAGGCUGAACAAAAUCUGCAGCGGCCUCUCCCUCCAGAGGAAGAACCAGUUCAUGCAGAGGCUCCACAACUACUGGCUGCUGAAGCGGCAGGCGAGGAACGGCGUGCCCCUGAUCCGGCGCCUGCACUCGCACCUCCAGUCCCAGAGGAACGCGGAGCAGAAGGAGCAGGACGAGAAGACCAGUGCAGUGAAGGAAGAGCUGAAGUACUGGCAAAAACUGCGGCAUGACUUGGAGCGGGCACGGCUGCUCAUCGAGCUCAUCCGUAAGAGGGAAAAACUCAAACGGGAGCAGGUGAAGGUUCAGCAGGCUGCUAUGGAGCUACAGCUGACCCCUUUCAAUGUACUUCUGCGCACGACGCUGGACCUGCUGCAGGAGAAGGAUGCUGCCCAGAUCUUCGCAGAGCCUGUCAACCUGAACGAGGUUCCAGAUUACCUGGAAUUCAUUUCCAACCCAAUGGAUUUUUCCACCAUGAGGCGGAAGCUGGAGUCCCACCUCUACCGAACAUUGGAUGAGUUUGAGGAAGACUUUAACCUUAUAGUUACCAACUGCAUGAGGUAUAAUGCUAAAGACACGAUUUUCCACCGAGCAGCUGUCCGGCUCAGAGACCUCGGAGGAGCGAUAUUGCGUCAUGCACGGCGGCAGGCUGAAAACAUUGGCUUUGACACUGAUGUGGGGAUUCACCUGCCCGAGUCACCCAAAACCAAGGACUUUUACCGCUUUUCUUGGGAGGAUGUGGAUAACAUCCUCCUCCCGGAGAACCGGGCUCACCUCUCCUUGGAGGCCCAGCUGAAGGAGCUGCUGGAGAAGCUGGACAUGGUGAGCACCGUGCGGUCCAGCGGCGCCCGGACACGACGCGUCCGGCUCCUGAGACGGGAGAUCAACUCCAUUCGGCAGAAGCUGGCCCAGCAGCAGAACAAGACCAUGCCCAAUGGGGAGCCUGUGCCGCAGGAAGAGGGGCUGGAUAAAUCCUCAAGGGAAGGGGAUGAGGAAGAGGAUAAAGGAGAUGAUGCCAAGCCCCCGCACCCUCCGACCUUGGAGCCCACAGGACCUGCACCCUCCCUCUCAGAGCUGGACUCUCUGCAGGAACCUCCGACGCUCAAACCCAUCAGUGAAAGCAAAUCCUUGAAUGAGCUGCAGAAGAGGGUGAUGUCGGACAGGGAGCUCUUCGACAAGAAGGCGCUGCAACGGGAGAGCCAAGCUUUCCAGCGCCUGCUCAGCGACAAUGGCCUCAACGGACUGGCCUUGCCGCCUGCAGACACCCCUGCCAGCCCCCCUUUCAGCGGCGUGGGCCGACGGACAUCUGUCCUUUUUAAAAAAGCUAAGAAUGGGGUGAAGCUGCAAAGAGGCCUGGACUGCUCCCUGGAGAACGGGGAGGACCACAGGCAGAGCGGGCAGCUUUCGCCCUCCCGCCCUGACAGGGAACGAGAAGCUCGGAAGCGGCCACAGAGCAGGACCUGCAGCGAGAGCGAUGGAGAGAAGUCACCCAGGGAAGCCGGACAGAGAGCAGGAGUGACUAACGGCUUCGCCAAGCACGCAGAAAGCGGCUCUGACUCGGAGUGCAGCUCUAGCCUGGGCGGUGGGCUGGCGUUUGAAGCCUGCAGUGGUUUGAUGCCUCCCAAGCGAAGUCGAGGGAAGCCGGCUCUUUCCCGGGUGCCCUUCUUGGAAGGCGUGAACGGAGACUCCGAUUACAGCAGCUCAGGCAGGACUCUCCUGAUGUCCCUUGAGAGUCAGGCUGAGCUGGAGCCCCUGGAGCUCGUGUGGGCCAAGUGCCGUGGCUAUCCCUCCUACCCUGCCUUGAUAAUCGACCCCAAGAUGCCGCGCGAGGGUUUGCUGCACAAUGGGGUCCCCAUCCCCGUCCCACCCAUGGACGUGUUGAAGCUGGGGGAGCAGAGGCAGACAGAGGCAGGAGAAAAGCUCUUCCUUGUCCUUUUCUUUGACAACAAGAGAACCUGGCAGUGGCUUCCGCGUGACAAAGUCUAUCCCCUCGGCGUGGACGACACAGUGGACAAGUUAAAGAUGAUGGAAGGCCGAAAAACCAGCAUCCGCAAGUCUGUGCAGGUGGCCUACGACCGAGCCAUGAUUCACAUGAGCCGCGUGCGGGGAGAUCAUCCCUUCGUUACGUCCAAUUACCUGUAAGGGCUCGGGGUGGCGGCUCCUCCUUUGCUUCCAGACCCGGCGCUCGCCGCCUCGACGGAGCGGCCCGUCCUCGUGCGCUGACCGGCCGGGGGACGCCGAGCCCAGCGGCUGUCAGCGCUCCUCCGAAGUACCCUGAAAUGUGCCAAAAAAAAAAAGAGCCUGUCCGGCUUCUUCCUGAAUGUGUCUCGCCGAAGAGCUGGCAGGAGGUGAAAUGUACAGUCCGCAGGGCCAGGAGCGGGGAGGUAGCUGGGAAAAGCUGCCGGGAGCCCAGGUGAGCUGAUGGCGGCGAGCAGAGGGCGGCACGCGGAUGUUGAGACCUCGCGCACCCUCCCUCGCCCCUGCCUGUCCCCCGCCACGGCUGGGGGGGCGCGUUUUGAAGUCGUCAGCCAGCCCCGAGUGAUUCCCGGGAACCUGUCGCCGCUGUAACCGAACCAGGAUCCUUUAGGGAAAUCCCAACUGGACUUUCUUGUGCCAAAUUUACCCUGACCGUCAUUGGCCUUUUUCAUUUUGUUUUUUUUUUUUUUUUUUUUUUAAAUGACGUUAUUGAUUGUCGCAUCGCAUUAAAAGGAGAAAAAAAAAAAAAAAAAAGAAGAAAAAAUCGUAGCUGGGAGUUUGCGUUACGAUUUUCCUGCCUACGUACGUAGCGUUUUCCCGUUGGGUUCCUCUCGUUGCGUUCAGGAAAGCUUGAGAUAUUUUGGUGACCUCCCCCGCUGCUGCGCACGCCUGACGUGCACAGAUGCACAGAGCUUUAAAUACAAAAAAAAAAAAGCAAAUUACCUGAUUUUGCGUGUGUGCGCGCACGCGCGCGUGUGUACGUCCUAGACAUUUAUUUGGUAGUUUCACGUUUAAAUUCUGAUUUCUGUGACCGUGCUUGUUCCAGUAACGUUUGGUAUCAGGGUUUAGUAUAGCAGUGAGUCUAAGCAAAGAUAACUUCCUUUUUUUUGUUUGUUUUUUACGCAGCAAAACUCAUUUUGGAGGUGUCUGAGGGGCUGGAGCAGCUCUGCGGGCACCGCGGUUGAUCAGGGUUGGAGGGAGAGGCAUCUUUUGCCUUGGUUUACGCGCAUUCGGUGUAAGGCUCCUCUGCUUUUCUUCCCUUGAUUUUCUGCCUCUCCGACGUUUUCCGCUGGCUCGGUUGGGCUUGAAUCCAAGCGCUGAGUAGAGCACACGACCGUUUUGCCUUUUCGCCUUCUCCCCGCACCACGCGGAUCCGUUCCCCGGUGCCGGGGCUCGGGGGGUCUCCAGCGUUGUCAUCCAUUAAAACCCGGUAAACCCGGCUCUGCAGACAAUCCCUGCGUUAUUUUGUUUUUUUUGGGGGGGGCGGGUUGUGUUGCAAAAACUGAUGUUUGGAAACCUGACGAGAAAACCCUUUUCUAUUAGCCAAGGACUUUAUGAUUUCUCGGGAUCUCUUCUGUUGUCUCUCCCUUUUUUCGCUUUCCCCGUUUGAAGAACCAAAGGCGCAGAGCAAGAUUGUAGAGUGAAUAUCACCAUUUCGCUUUUUAACUCACUAUUUUUUUAUUAUUUUAACUUUUUCAUACUGAAGAGAAUGUGGGGGUCAAAAUAAUUAAUAAUAAUAAUAAUAAAUAAUAAUAAUAAUAAUGAAUAGUGGGAAGUAAUCACUGCCAUUUCUACUUGGUCUACUUUUUUAAAAAUACCACUUCUUAUACAUUGGGACGCGGAACCACACUUGAAGGAAGAGUCCUGUAACAUAUAGAGGUGGGGCAUAGGGUUUUGUAAAAAAAAAUAAUAAUAAUAAUAAUAAAAUGCCUACGGAGUGUGGCUAGGGAAGGACGUUGUGUACAUAGUUGUAAAAUAUGGUUCUAAAUUAUUUAGACCUACUGUCACCGUUCUUGAAGUCCUCAGUUGUGUUGCUGGGUCUUUUAUAUGCACACCGUGUCAUUUAUUUCCAGGGACGUAACACUUUUCCGGGUGGUAGCUCAGCUGUGGACUUUGUGACCUGUGUAUAUGUUUUUAAGAUCUUGGGAUUUGGGGUUUUGUUUUCGGGUUUGGGUUUUUUUUUUUUUUUGGGUUUUUUUUUUUUUGGUUUUUUUUUUUUUUGGUUCGGUUUGGGUUUGUUGGGGUUUUUUUUUGUUGUUUGGUUUUGUUUUUUUUUUAAAUGACGUUUUAGAGUUUGAAUUGGCUGAUAUCCUGCUGUUGCUACGGGACCUAAACGUGACUGUCAGUCUGCUGUAAAGCACAGAUCGCUCUAUUUAUUGUAGAAAGUGAGUUUAUUUGCUUUCUAGAAUUGUUUAUAUCAGAUGGUAUACGAGAGGUAAUAAGAAAAUCUAUGCUUGUAAAGAGAAAGAAAAAAAAAAAAGCUAAUUUUACCUACUAUAAUCUGACUG